ACGUGAGGAGACUCCAGAGUCAAUGAUGGCAGAUUAACUCACAAAUAUCUCAAUAGCUUGCUACAUUUCUCUAUAAAGAACCGUCUCCAAGAAGCAAGCAUUUUCAUGGAUUCCUCAGCUCUCAUUUCAUGAAACUUCAUUGCCUUAUUAAGUUAUUGAUUCUCAAGAUGAGUGUAAACCGGCGAAACUGGCUCAAACACGGAUAUAAUCUCAGAUUGGUGUUGUUAGUUCUUUGGUUGGUCUGUUAUGUUGGUUAUGGUCAGUUUGAGGACACAAAUGACUUCAACAAUCCAGCUUUUACACAGAUGGUUUACCAUAGUCUCUUCAAUAUCACUGCUGCUCUAAAUCAAGAGCUCGCUACUAAAGCAAAGUUUUGCGUCAAAGACCUGACUGCUGAUUGGGACAAAGCUUUUAAUUUCUCCGCCAACUUGGAUUUCCUGCGUUCUUGCUUUAACAAAACCGAAGGUGAUUUUAUUAGCCGUAUCUGCACAGCAGCAGAGAUGAAGUUCUAUUCAGAUGAGUUCCUCUUGAAAACGGAUAACCCGGGGUACUUGAAACCGAAACCGAAUCGGAAUUGCAACUUGACAUCAUGGGUCCCUGGUUGUGAGCCUGGCUGGGCCUGCAUCCCGGAUCAUCUAACCGAACAAGAUGACCUUCCAGAAAGAACAAGUAACUGUAUGCCUUGCUGCGAGGGCUUCUUCUGCCCCAACGGACUCACUUGUAUGAUACCUUGCCCUCGUGGUUCUUAUUGCCCCUUAGCUACCCUUAAUGAGACAACAGGCUUAUGCGACCCGUAUGCUUAUCAACUACCACCAGAACAACUAAACCACACUUGUGGAGGUGCAAAUGUAUGGGCCGAUCACAGUAGAAGCGACGAAUUAUUCUGUUCCGCGGGAUAUUAUUGUCCAACGACCACUCUAAAAUUACCUUGUGGUAGUGGGCACUACUGUCGUAUGGGUUCUACAUCUAAGAAACCUUGCUUUAAGUUGACUUCUUGCAAUUCCAACUCCGCAAAUCUGCAUGCAUUUGGGAUUAUGGUUAUUUGUGGUGUGGUCACUAUUCUACUCAUUAUAUACAACUGUUCUGAUCAAAUCCUAACAACGAGGGAGAGGAGGCAGGCGAAGUCAAGGGAAGCAGCUGUGAAGAAAGCUAAAGCCAACCAGAGAUGGAAAGUUGCUAGAACUGCUGCUAAGAAGCAUGUAACUGAGAUAAGUGAGCAAAUAAGUCAGACGCUCUCGGGUAAAAGAACCAAAAACGAUGGAGAAACUCACAAGAUGUUGGAUCGUGUGGACUCGUCUUCAAGUCCUGCGAGUUCCUCCUCAGCUGUGCAACCUAGCUUUGAGAUAGAGGAUGAUGCAGCUGGCGGAAGUAACAAAAGACCAAGUGGAAAGAGAGGUAAAGGUCCCAGAAUCAAGAAUUCACAGAGCCAAAUCUUAAAGUAUGCGUAUAAUCAGAUCGAGAAGGAGAAAGCCAUGGAGCUAGAGAAUAGCUACCUUACCUUUUCAGGAAUAGUUAACAUGGCUACUUACUCUGAGAUGAAGAGGAGGACCCUCUUGGAGCUUUCUUUCCAAGAUUUAACUCUUACCUUGAAAUCCAAUGGUAAGCAUCUGUUGAGAUGUGUGACAGGAACCAUGAAACCAGGUCGGAUCACAGCUGUGAUGGGUCCAUCAGGAGCAGGAAAGACGAGUCUACUCUCUGCAUUGGCUGGUAAAGCCGUUGGAUGCAAUCUGAGUGGUUUGUUGCUUAUAAACGGGAAGCAAUUAUCAAUCCACUCAUUUAAGAAGAUUAUUGGUUUUGUGCCACAAGAUGACAUUGUCCAUGGAAACUUGACAGUUGAGGAAAACAUCUGGUUCCAUGCUAGAUGCAGAUUACCUGCAGGACAAUCAAAAGCCGAAAAAGUGCUUGUGGUCGAGAGAGUCAUCGACUCUUUGGGGCUACAAGGUGUGAGAAGCUCACUAGUUGGUACGGUAGAGAAACGUGGAAUCUCAGGAGGGCAGAGGAAACGAGUGAACGUUGGUUUGGAGAUGGCAAUGGAGCCUUCUAUUUUGUUCUUGGAUGAACCUACUUCUGGCUUGGACAGUGCCUCAUCACAGCUUCUUCUUAAAGCACUUAAGCAUGAGGCCCUUGAGGGAGUCAAUAUCUGCAUGGUUGUUCACCAACCGAGUUAUACUUUGUUCAAAACGUUCAAUGAUCUAGUACUUCUAGCGAAAGGUGGCCUUACUGUUUACCACGGACCAGUAGAGAACGUCGAGGAAUACUUCUCUGGUCUUGGAAUCAUUGUACCAGAACGUAUCAACCCUCCUGACUACUACAUAGACGUCCUGGAAGGGAUUGUAGCCAACCUGAACUCUGAUGUUAGCAUCAAAGAGCUUCCUCAGAGGUGGAUGCUUCACGAAGGUUUCUCGGUUCCAUUAGAUAUGCGGAAAAACAACAACAACAGUGCAGAACCGACAUUUGUCAGAGAGCUGUUGGGAGAUGUAACGAGUAAUUUCAAGUUGCGUGGUGAUAAAAUAAGACACAACUUCUUAAAGACCAGAGAUUUAUCCUACAGAAGAACCCCUUCUAUGUGGCUGCAAUACAAAUAUUUCCUUGGAAGGAUAGCUAAGCAGAGAAUGAGAGAAGCUAAGUUACAAGCCACAGACUACUUGAUCUUAUUGCUAGCUGGAGCUUGUUUAGGAUCACUGAUCAAACAAAGUGAUGAGAACUUUGGAACACCUGGUUAUACCUACACUAUUAUAGCCGUUUCUCUUCUGUGCAAAAUAGCAGCUCUAAGAUCAUUCUCACUAGACAAGGUACAUUACUGGAGAGAAAGUGCGGCUGGGAUGAGUAGCUUAGCUAGUUUCCUUGCCAAAGAUACAAUAGACUGUUUCAAUACACUUGUCAAGCCAUUGGUUUAUCUCUCCAUGUUCUACUUCUUCACUAACCCGAGAUCGACAUUUUUGGAUCACUAUAUCGUCUUGGUAUGCCUGGUGUAUUGUGUGACUGGUAUAGCUUAUGCGUUGGCUAUCUUCCUUCAGCCUGGCUCUGCUCAGCUGUUUUCUGUACUUCUUCCAGUAGUUUUAACACUUGUUGCAACUCAAUCGAACGAUAGUAAAGCUAUGAAGACCAUAGCUGAUUUAUGUUAUCCAAAGUGGGCUUUGCAAGCAUUUGUUAUUAGAAAUGUGGAAAAGUACUCUGGAGUAUGGAUGAUCACUCGGUGUGGAGCACUUAUGAAGGGUGGCUACGACAUUAAUGAGUGGAACCUGUGUAUAAUGAUAUUGCUUCUCAUUGGUGUGGCUACUCGUAUGAUCGCCUUUGUUGGGAUGGUUAUACUGCAAAAGAGGUGAAGACAAAAGGUCUUUCCAUCACGGUUUUAGUACUCGCUGGACUCUCAAGCUUGGAGGUAAGGAGGAGCGAAGACUUUCAUGGUUCUGCGUUUGGUUUAUAUUCGACCAAGAAGACUGUAUGUAGGUUUCUUUGUGUUGUAUCCUUUGUUCAUUGUCGUAUUAAAAUAGCAAACUUUGUUCAGGUCUUUUGUGAUUUUAAUGUUGGUUUUUUAUACAAAAGUUAAGCGUGCUGGCAGGUUUAAAUAGAUGAUUUAUAAGCUCUUUUAUAAAUCAUGGCUUGUUUUCAUGAAUUUUAUGCUCAAGAGAGAUACUCUGUCUCCAUCUCCAAAAGUUGGAUAUUUUUCUUUC
Molecule: messenger RNA, 3674 nt
Organism: Brassica oleracea var. oleracea
Lineage: Eukaryota; Viridiplantae; Streptophyta; Magnoliopsida; Brassicales; Brassicaceae
Product: ABC transporter G family member 24-like
Exons: 14
Coding region: 129-3326 (1065 amino acids)
Molecular function (GO): ABC-type transporter activity; ATP binding; ATP hydrolysis activity
Source: RefSeq, a predicted model, not a curated record